This is a messenger RNA of Coregonus clupeaformis (lake whitefish), 1200 nucleotides long. Its product is annotated as midkine-A-like. Lineage: Eukaryota; Metazoa; Chordata; Actinopteri; Salmoniformes; Salmonidae. Gene Ontology annotation, molecular function: growth factor activity. The record is from RefSeq and is a predicted model, not a curated record. The annotation marks the transcript as partial. The transcript is spliced from 2 exons.
UGCAAGCUCUAUGGUGGUGUGUUCCAUACUCAACGGUUUUCCCUUCUGACCUGUGCCGUUUCAGCUGACUGCAAGUAUAAGUUUGGCAGCUGGGGGGAGUGUGACACAGCUACUGGAUCCAAGAACCGGUCUGGAACCCUGAAAAAGGCCCUGUACAACGCAGAGUGCCAACCCACCAUCAAGGUGUCUAAGCCAUGCCCCUCAAAGACCAAGACCAAGGCCAAAGGAAAGAAGGGAAGUGGGAAGGAGAACUAAAAGGUCCACAUUGAACAAGUGAUUGGUUUGAUUUUAUUACGCAAUAUCCUUUGCUUUUUCAACAAACAUAAUAUGCACAAGUGAAUUAUGAGAUGUCAAGUGGGCCUUUCCUUCAAAUACAGUAUAACAAAUGCUAAACGUCUCUGAAUAUUGACCAAAUAUCCCACAAACACAAUUUUUUUCACAUAUUUCCAGGUGUCGGUGGCCUGGCAAUUUGGCCUGCUUGUGUUCUGAUAAUUCCAUAGUGUUAGUAGGUUUCAGCGCUGGACAUGCUGUAUUAUGCAAGAUAUGCAAGAAACAGAUACUUUGACCUCACCUGUGUUCUAGAUCUACCUAAACCUUGUGAUGUACAACAUUUUCCAGAGUUUGUUGUAUUUUUUGUAUGCUCUCAGUUCCUUUACAUUAGUUCAACUUGAGUCAAGGCAAAGCUCCUUGUUUGAGAUUAUUUCUUAACCAGUAGAUCGUUUGAUAUACUUGAGUUUUUUUAAUUAAAAUGUUCAUCUUACAUUGUUGUGAUUGUUAUAGUUUUCUCUUGACUACCAAUUAGUAUUACUAACAUAAUUGAUGAGUGGAUUUCAAUUGUGUCAAUUAGUAAAAGUACAGAGAUGCAAAUCAACUAUUUUUCUAGUAAACUGAGGACUGUCAGCUCAACGUUUUUCAUGUACAAUACAAAGCUGAGCUUGAAUGCUCAAGAGAAUGCAGUCAUUGUCUUUGUAAAGAUAAUAGUGGUAUUGUUACAAACAAUUCGUUUUAUAAUAUAUAUACUUCAAAAGGUGUCUGGCGAUUUUGAGUAAACUGCUGUGUUCAUAUUUUUGCAAACACACAUACACACACCUUCACACAGUUCAUCUGUACUCUCAUUUUUAUAAUUACUGUCAUUAUUAUUCCACAAACCCUUGGAACAGAAAAGAAUCAACCACUUUAAAUAAACUCUCAGAAUUUUGA